This is a messenger RNA of Tachysurus vachellii, 2407 nucleotides long. RefSeq names its product transmembrane phosphatase with tensin homology (gene tpte). Gene Ontology annotation, biological process: protein dephosphorylation; monoatomic ion transport; transmembrane transport. The record is from RefSeq and is a predicted model, not a curated record. The transcript has 20 exons. Bases 307 to 1845 code for a protein of 512 amino acids. Gene Ontology annotation, molecular function: phosphatidylinositol-3,4,5-trisphosphate 3-phosphatase activity; monoatomic ion channel activity; protein tyrosine phosphatase activity. NCBI's taxonomy places the organism in Eukaryota, Metazoa, Chordata, Actinopteri, Siluriformes, Bagridae. Gene Ontology annotation, cellular component: cytosol; membrane.
CACAGAGCACAGAACAACGCCUGGCUUUGAGAUUUACUUGUGAAAGCAUUUUGGGAAGCAGAAUCAGCAGGAUUGUAGAGAAAAUUGCAAACAAAGUAAAAAGGAACAACCAUCAGAUGCUCUCUGGUUUGGAUCUGCUUGCUUUGGCAGUUUUGCUGACGGAUCUAGAUUUAACAUUAAGAGCCACAAAGACUCAAAGAGAAAGCAGACAUGUUGAUUAAAUCUCAGUAUUGCUGAGUUCUUUAAAAAAAACAACCUUUGAGGACAUUUGGAGAACAGGAGACCAGUUUUUAAAAUCUCUUAAAAAUGACAUCUGUGCAUUAUAAUCCCCGGUUGGAUUCCAAAGAUGUUAAUGGGAACGGUGUGAUGGAAGAGGCAGAGGUUCAAAUUGAUGAUGGGAAAGAGGAAAUUGAGGAACCAGACACCAUAUACUACAAUGUUAGGAAAAGGAUAGCUCCUUUUGUGAUGUCCUUUGGUUUUCGGGUCUUUGGCCUGGUGCUCAUCUUUGUGGAUAUUGUUCUGGUCAUUGUUGACCUAUCGCUGUCAUCCAAAAGCCGUGAGAGUGUGGGGACUACUUUGGAGGCCAUCUCGCUUGCCAUCUCGUUCUUCUUCCUCAUCGAUGUGCUCCUGCGGAUUUAUGUAGAAGGAUUUAAGGUGUACUUCAGUUCCAAGCUGAACAUCAUGGAUGCCUGCAUUGUGGUCCUCACUCUGGUUGUCACUAUGAUCUAUACAUUCUCUGAUUUCUCAGGAGCAAGCCUUAUUCCUAGGUUAGUGGCAUUCCUGAGGUCCUUGAGAAUACUUAUCCUGGUUCGUAUCUUCCGACUGGCCUCCCAGAAGAAAGAGAUGGAGAAGAUCACUAGAAGAAUGGUAUCAGAGAACAAAAGACGUUACCAAAAGGAUGGAUUCGAUUUGGAUCUCACAUACGUCACAGACAGAGUCAUUGCAAUGUCCUUUCCCUCAUCUGGGAAACAGGCCCUGUACAGGAAUCCCAUCAGAGAAGUUGUCCGAUUCCUGGACACUAAACAUCAGGAUCACUACAGAGUUUACAACCUCUGCAGUGAGAAAGGUUAUGAUCCAAAACAUUUCCAUUAUAGAGUUGAGCGUGUGAUGAUUGAUGAUCAUAAUGUUCCAUCAUUAGAGGACAUGCUGAGAUACACAGCCAGUGUUAGGGAUUGGAUGGCUUCAGACCCAAGCAACAUCAUUGCUAUCCAUUGCAAAGGGGGAAAAGGGCGUACAGGGACGAUGGUGUGCACAUGGCUAAUUGACAGCGAUCAGUUUGAAAAUGCACAGGACAGCCUGGACUACUUUGGUGAAAGGCGCACGGAUAAAAGCAUGAGUUCAAAAUUCCAGGGUGUCGAAACUCCGUCUCAGAGCCGGUAUGUUGGAUACUAUGAGAUUAUGAAGAACAAAUACAACCGGCAGCUACCCCCUUCAAAAAGCUUGAAAAUCAAGAGUCUGCGCAUUCACUCGAUCACAGGUGUUGGAAAGGGCAAUGGCAGCGAUCUGAAAGUACGCAUCAUAGUGAAGAAGGAGCAAGUGUUCCAGUGCACCGGUGCCAAACAGGAGAACUGUGCGCUGUUUCCUGAUGCUGGAAACAAUGCAGUGGUGAUCAGUUUACAGGAUGGCCCAGUGGUUUGUGGUGAUGUAAAAGUCAUGUUUGAAUCCAAUGCUGGUCUUCCUAAAGGAUAUGAAGACUGUCCAUUCUAUUUCUGGUUCAACACUUCAUUUAUAGAGAACAACAGGCUGUAUCUUUCAAGGGAGGAACUGGACAACCCACACAAGUCCAAAACCUGGGACAUCUAUAAAGAGGACUUUGGUGUGACAGUGUUAUUCAGUGAUCCCUGAAGAAAGAUUAAAUGUGAUGCACUCUAUAGUUUAACACAUUCCUAUGCUAACUAAAGAAUUGUCACUGAGCCAUACAUAGAAUUUAGGCCCGAACGUUGUCUGUUUACUCCUUGUUCCAAAAAAAGGAUCCUGUAAAUAAGAUGGGGAAAAAAAUAGAGAAUGGUAGAAUAUUUGGCAGCACAGGUUUAAAGGAAAAAUUCACAAGUUUCCAAAAUGUUGCAGUGUUCUUUCUAUGCAUACUUGACUAGCAGGAUCACAAGCUUGAAUUAGAUUUGCCUCUCAAGUUUGUGUCUUUAAAUGCUUCGGCAUAAAUUUUGCCUAAGUCAAAAUCUAGGCUGCUGUAUGCAUUAUACACAGUUUCAUGCAGCAUUCUCUGUAAACUUGUAAAGAAAACUUUACACUAGAUGUGUAAGCUUCUGCUUACAUGCUGCAAUUCAGCAGACAGUAAACACUCCACAUCCACUAUGGAACUAAUUUUUUAAAUACGUUUUUGUUUGAUAUCACUGGAAUGGGGAAAAAAUUAAGUUGAUGUAACAAAAAAUUAAAGUAACUAAUAAGUAAA